Molecule: messenger RNA, 1104 nt
Organism: Anarrhichthys ocellatus (wolf-eel)
Lineage: Eukaryota; Metazoa; Chordata; Actinopteri; Perciformes; Anarhichadidae
Gene: cwc15
Product: CWC15 spliceosome associated protein
Exons: 7
Coding region: 92-841 (249 amino acids)
Biological process (GO): mRNA cis splicing, via spliceosome
Cellular component (GO): catalytic step 2 spliceosome
Molecular function (GO): RNA binding
Source: RefSeq, a predicted model, not a curated record
UUUUCCACCAUAGUUUCUACAGGAAGUGACGUCACACGCUGUGUCGGGUCUUCUUUUUGUCGUGUGGUAGCAGCAACCAGAGCCAUCAAAGAUGACUACAGCUGCCAGACCAACGUUUGAGCCAGCGAGAGGAGGGAGAGGUAAAGGAGAAGGAGGAGGGGAUCUGAGUGCCCUGUCUAAGCAGUACUCCAGUCGAGAUCUUCCAGGUCACACCAAGAUCAAGUACAGGCAACCUACCCAGGAUAACCCAGAGGAGGUACGUGCCCGUGACUUCCGCAGGGAGCUGGAGGAGAAGGAGCGUGUAGUUGCACGUGAAAAGAUCAGAGAAAGGGGACCAAGAGACCACACCACAUCGUCAUCAUCUUCGUCAUCAUCUUCAAAGAGGCCCAGACUGGAUCAGAUCCCAGCAGCCAACCUCGACGCUGACGACCCUCUCACUGAUGAUGAUGAGGACGAGGACUCUGAUGACGACAGUGAUGACGACGACACUGCUGCUCUUCUGGCAGAACUGGAGAAGAUCAAGAAGGAGCGGGCUGAAGAGCAAGAACGCAAAGAGCGGGAGCAAAAGGCAGAGGAGGAGCGGAUUCGCAUGGAGAAUAUCUUGAGUGGCAAUCCAUUGAUCAAUUUGGCAGGGCAGCAGCAGCAGCAGCAGCAGCAGCAGCAACAACAGCAGAUAACCCAGACUCUGAAUACCUUCAGAGUAAAGAGAAGGUGGGAUGAUGAUGUUGUUUUCAAGAAUUGCGCCAAAGGAGUAGACGAUGCACGGAAGGAGAAACGCUUUGUCAAUGACACACUUCGCUCUGAGUUCCACAAGAAAUUUAUGGAGAAAUAUGUAAAGUAAAGGACUGUCUGUUCAUUUUGUUGUUGUUUUCCCGUCUCAUCUCUUUGGUCUCCGCCCGACUGUUGCCCUCUGUCCCAAGAGUGAUAGAUGGUAUUUAGAUACAUUCUGUACUCAAAUGCAUUAGUAUUUGUACAGUCAACACAUAAAAGGUUGUAUAUAAAGAGCUGGUGAGGACUGAAAUUGUUAGAUUCAACAUCUGUGUCUUUCUGUAUUUUUUUUUUAAAUAUUGAUUUCAAUAAACAUCUUUAAGGCUGUGUUUAAAA